Messenger RNA from Phragmites australis (common reed), 970 nucleotides. RefSeq names its product proline-rich protein 4-like. The coding region runs from base 18 to 653 and encodes 211 amino acids. NCBI's taxonomy places the organism in Eukaryota, Viridiplantae, Streptophyta, Magnoliopsida, Poales, Poaceae. The record is from RefSeq and is a predicted model, not a curated record. The transcript has 2 exons.
AUAGCUAUUUCAGCACUAUGGCAGGAAGGAUGCUCAUCGGCGUCUGCGCCGUGCUGAUGGUGAUCGCCGUCGCUAACGCGGCGGGCGGCGCGGUCGUCGUCGGCCUGGCCAGGUGCGCCGACUGCACGAGGAAGAACAUGAAGGCUGAGGCGGCUUUCAAGGGUCUUCAGGUGGCGAUCAAGUGCAAGAAUAACAACGGCGAGUACGAGAGCAAGGCCAUCGGCGAGCUCCAGAGCUCCGGCGCCUUCUCCGUCCCCAUCGCCGCCGAACUCCCCGGCGCCGACUGCCACGCUCAGCUCCACAGCGCAGCAGGCACACCUUGCCCCGGACAGCAGCCGUCCAAGAUCGUACCACAGUCCGAAGGCACCUUCGUCGCCGUCCCCGGCAAGAUGCACCACACAUCGGCGGAGUGCGCCUCAGCUUUCCUCUGCGCCCCGAUCAAGAAGCACUUCUACGACCAUUUCCACAAGAAGCCCGUGCCCGAGCACAAGCCCGCGCCGGAGUACCACCCCGUGCCUGAGCACAAGCCCUCACCGGAGUACCACCCUCCCACGCCGGAAUACCACCCCCCGACGCCAGAGUACCACCCUCCCACGCCGGUGUACGGGCAGCCGAAGCCGACUCCGAUUUACCAUCCUCCGGUCCAGCACUGAAUAACUCGACUCGAUCCAUGAGUUCACCACCCAAUUUGCUACGGAUUCCAUAGCUGGAAAUUAAGCAUGAAGCUGCAUUGUUAAUUAUUUUUCUGUGAGUUGUUUAAUUGUUACUAGUGCGUGGAGAAUAAGCGUUCUGAGAAUUACUUGUGAGGCUUGGGCGAUUAUUUGUUUAGCUUCCAUGAAAGUGGAUUGUGUGUUUUUCUAGUUUCUGAGGGAAGUGUGUUUUUUCUGUUUUGUCAUGGGCAAUGUGACCUGCAUGCUAUUCCUUAAUAUUGUUUCUUUACAAUAAAAAUGUUUUGCUCAUUGAAGGACCA